CAACUUUCAGUCAUCAAAUACGAUUGUGUGAAGUGUGGCUACUUUUUGGGGCCCUUUUUCUAGUCACCGAAUACAGAAGUUAAACCUGGCUCCUGUCCUGAGUGUCAAAGUGCCGGCCCUUUUUCGAUUAAUAUGGAACAAACAUUAUAUCGGAAUUACUAGAAGAUUACCUUACAGGAAUCUCCUGGUCGCAUUCCCGCUGGUCGGACUCCGCGUAGUAAGGACGUAAUUCUUUUAGCGGAUCUUUGUGACUUAUGCAAGCCGGGUGAUGAGUUAGAAGUUACUGGUAUUUACACAAACAACUCUGAUGGUUCGCUAAACACUGAGCAAGGGUUUCCGGUUUUCGCCACCGUCAUUAUUGCGAAUCAUAUCGUUGUGAAGGACAGCAAACAAGUAGUACAAUCGCUUACGGACGAAGACAUCGCUACCAUUCAGAAGUUGAGUAAAGAUCCUCGGAUUGCAGAAAGAAUAAUAGCUUCAAUGGCCCCAUCCAUAUAUGGCCACGACUAUAUUAAACGCGCACUUGCGUUGGCUCUAUUUGGUGGAGAGUCUAAAAACCCCGGUGAUGAACACAAAGUUAGAGGCGACAUAAACUUACUUAUAUGCGGCGACCCAGGAACGGCAAAAUCUCAGUUUCUUAAGUACCCGGAAAAAAUAGCGCCACGUGCAGUUUUCACGACCGGACAAGGGGCCAGUGCUGUAGGCUUGACUGCUUAUGUUCGUCGAAAUCCAAUAUCGCGUGAAUGGACUUUAGAGGCAGGCGCCCUGGUACUGGCGGAUCAAGGUGUGUGUCUUAUUGAUGAGUUUGACAAAAUGAACGAUCAGGAUCGAACUUCCAUUCACGAGGCCAUGGAGCAGCAAUCGAUUUCCAUAUCAAAAGCUGGUAUUGUGACGUCUCUACAAGCACGAUGUACUGUUAUUGCAGCUUCUAAUCCGAUCGGCGGCAAAUAACACCAACAUCGAGGGACUUAAUCGAAGUAAGUACCCGAUUAAUGUGCUGGCUUUUCUGGGUAAACGGAUUUUCCAAAUUGCUGCCUUUUCAUUGAUUGACUAAGCAACGCCAUAGUGAGUUAUUCAAUACCUACUUUUUGUUGUUAACCGUUUAUUCGAGGCCUAAUUGGUUUGUGUUUUUUAUCAGGGAUUGCUGGCAUAACGACAUGCUGCGUAUCGUGCGAUUACGAACAACAGAACACAAACAAAAAGAAGCUGAUUGUCACCGAACCGAACCCUUUUGGAGCCGAAGAUAU
Molecule: messenger RNA, 1247 nt
Organism: Rhagoletis pomonella (apple maggot)
Lineage: Eukaryota; Metazoa; Arthropoda; Insecta; Diptera; Tephritidae
Product: DNA replication licensing factor Mcm2-like
Exons: 1
Coding region: 481-951 (156 amino acids)
Biological process (GO): DNA replication; mitotic DNA replication initiation; double-strand break repair via break-induced replication
Cellular component (GO): nucleus; MCM complex
Molecular function (GO): single-stranded DNA helicase activity; 3'-5' DNA helicase activity; ATP binding
Source: RefSeq, a predicted model, not a curated record